GACCUCGGAAGUUAUAAUUAACGCGCUUGAGCAGAAAGAGGAUACAAAACCUUUUAAUUGCGGAGGGAGGAACCCUAAACCCUAUCCUCUUCGCCGGAAACGGGUAGACAGCAACUCACUUCUAACUGAUACCAGGGGAAACUGAGGAGUAUCCGGCAUAGAAGCUUCCAGAGGCCGGAAGUACGUCAAAAUGCUUGGCCUUAAGCCAAUCUGUUAGGGGAGAAGUGGUGGUGCGGAUUGCGGAUUUGAGGUCCGAGUCUCUUGUUCGCGAUGUCUAGAAGGACGCUGGAUGGCGCUCAGAGAGUGGAAGGGAAGAUGGGAGGGACACAGGAGCUCGGAGUUGCCACUGCCUCGCAUGGUGUUGCAGGUAACAUAUACCGAAUAGUUCAGAUGACUGGGCCAGAUGGGAAAAAACUUCUGAAGCUGCUUCCAGUUUCUGAAACUUCGGGAAAUGCUGGACCCUUCAUACAUGCUCCAGUUGCGUCUGAUAAUACAAAAGUAAAUGCCUCUGUUUCUGGCCUUGCUUCGUUGAAGACUGUGCUCACACAGAAUACAACUGUGUUAUCAAAUACUGCAACAUCUCCAUUUGUUACUAUCCCUGCACCUCUGACAGGAGCUCCUGGAAAAUUAAUUCUCCAACAAAAUUUGAAUAAAGUGGAACUAAUGAAAGUAACCCAUGUUGUUAAUGACAAUCGAACUAUAACAAGCUCCUUAGCUGUUCAGAAUAAUUAUGUUUCAGCUGAUAAAUUAUUCUUGCAAAAGGAUGCUGCCUCAGUGCCAUCAGUCAAGAACAAUAUUUUAAUGAAUACCAAAAAUCUUCCAGUUGUAAACUCUUCAGUACUGCCUUCUGUUCAUCACCUUCAAAUACCUGCUCAUGCAGAAGUGAAAUCUGUUCCAGCAUCUUGUUUGCCCCCAGCUAUCCAACAGAAGAUACUAGCAUUGGCAGCUACAAAUGCCUCUGUGACACCCAAAGCUGCAAAACCACCAAUUGUUAUUUAUGUGUCACCAGUAAAAACAGUGAAAACGCCUAUUUCCAAGUGCUUGCAAAAUACGAAUCCAACACCUGCUGCAGAAAUACCGAAACCUUUAGUACUAACAGCUGCACAAACAGCAGUCAAUAAUUCUAUUCCAGAUGUAGUAUCACAUGAUAGCCAAGAACCAGGGGAAGCUCCUAUGAAAUGGGUUGUCCAAGAAAACCCACAGUCAGCAUCUUGCCUUGUUCCUGUAAGGUCAUCAAAUGACAUGGUAUCAAAGAUGUUAAAAACUUUGGUUGAUAAGAAUGUGAAGAACAAUCCUGCUAGCACUCUGCCUGCCUGUUUGAGUAGCCUGAGUGAAAGUCAUGCAAAAUUGUCUUCAGUUAAAGAUAAUGCCCUGGUGAUGUAUAAUGGGAAAAUCUACCUGCUGACAAGAAAAGGAUCCAGUGCUGAAUCAGCCCUGGAUGAAAAGCAAGUAUCAGCCACUGCUGACAUAUACUUCAGAAAACACAUGUCACAGGUAACUAGUUCAGUUGCAGAUAACACAAUAACUAAUCAGAUUGUCAGUCUAGUAUUGUCAAAAAAUAAAGGGGUUGCACUUAGUGCAAAGGAUCCAAAGUCAUGUGAGAAUGUAAAGUCACCUUUGGGGUCGGAAUGGAACAAGACUUUAAAAGUGGCACCUAUUCUUUUAGCAUCACCACAUAGGAAUCUGCAAAUAGGCUCUGUCAGCCAACAGGAGGCUGUGUCAGCAUCAGAAAAUACUCCCAUUGGAAUAAAAUUUGAUGAUAAAACAGGGACAGAAGAAGAUCUGAAUGUCAACAUCAUACAGAAAACUCAUUCUCCUAAGAGUGUUGCUUUACAGUCAUCUACAUUUGAUGUUUCCAAAGAGGAGGAACAAAAGAUUGAGAAGAUUAACCAAACCAGAAUGGAUGUUCAGAUCAAACAAAUAAAAGUGCAACACAGAAAACAGUACACUGAGAUCAGAAAGGAAUUUGGUCUAUUAAAAGAGGAGAGAGUAUACCUCAGGAAACUACCUGUAUUAAAUUCUGUUAGAGAAACAGAAGAAACUGAGUGGUCCAGUAAUGUACAUACGAAUGACUCUUGCAAAUUGCUGCAGGCAAUAACUGUGAAAUCUGAGCCUGAAGAAGAGGAAAUGAUACUUGGGAAACAGGAAUCAAACAUAAAGAGGAACACAGAACUUCCUGAAUCAAUGCUAGAAAAUGCAAAGAGGAGGAAAACAUUGGGUCCAAGUUCAGAUCAUGAUGACUCUUCUUCAGUGAUGGAUAACCCAAGUAGCUCUUGCAGACAAGUUAUAUCACAACAAGAAAAUCCUACAGUCUCAUUGCCAUUUUUAUCAAAUGGAGGUUCUGACCCAAAUACUUGUAUGCAAACUAAUGAAGAUAGUGAAGUUUUGUGUCCUACUGUACAUAACAUUACAAAUGAAACUUCUUUUAGUGCCAGUUCUCUUGGAGAAGACAGUUUUCUAUAUAAUCCUCCAGACUUAGAAGAAACUAUAAAAGAUGAAAAAAUAGAAAGACUUAAACUCCUUCUGAAAAAACAAGAGGCAGCACUGGAAGAGAUGCGCAAGAAACUGCAGGAGACUUGAGAAAAUGAGGACAUGGUACAGAAAUUUAAUUGAAUAAAUUGUUUGAGAAAUGUAAUACAAAUAGUCACAAUGGGGUGAAUAUAGUUUCUUUAAAAACUUGAUAAAUCUCAAACCUGUAAAAUAACUAGUAUGCUAUCUUGUAAAAUGUUUUGUAUUGUAAAUUUAAUUUGUUAUAAGUAGCAACUGUAUUUCUACUUUCUCUGAAACAAAUAGAAUACACUUAGAGAUCUCACUGUCUUUUCCACUUAAAGCCAACUUCCUUUUUAAAGUGUAUUUCCCUGUAAAUCUUGAGUCCUGUUCAUCUAGGUUGGUAUAUUUUAUUAUCAUGCUGGAAUAUAUUUGAGGAUGAAAAUAAAUCCACAGACAUGUCUUACAUUAGUGAAAGGUA
This is a messenger RNA of Heteronotia binoei (common prickly gecko), 2968 nucleotides long. It is a transcript of the gene LRIF1, whose product is annotated as ligand dependent nuclear receptor interacting factor 1. Gene Ontology annotation, biological process: regulation of DNA-templated transcription. The record is from RefSeq and is a predicted model, not a curated record. The coding region runs from base 271 to 2580 and encodes 769 amino acids. NCBI's taxonomy places the organism in Eukaryota, Metazoa, Chordata, Lepidosauria, Squamata, Gekkonidae. Gene Ontology annotation, molecular function: nuclear retinoic acid receptor binding. The transcript has 4 exons.